This is a messenger RNA of Alternaria alternata, 5885 nucleotides long. RefSeq lists its product as hypothetical. Gene Ontology annotation, molecular function: guanyl-nucleotide exchange factor activity. The transcript has 2 exons. The record is from RefSeq and is a predicted model, not a curated record. Lineage: Eukaryota; Fungi; Ascomycota; Dothideomycetes; Pleosporales; Pleosporaceae. The coding region runs from base 475 to 5427 and encodes 1650 amino acids.
ACUUGGACUGUUGGUGACCGCAACGCCGCAAACAAGCCCUAGCCGUCCUCCCACCACGUCUAAUCUCACCAUCGCCAUUGCGGAGCACUGUGUUUCUGUAUUCUGAUAUUACGGACCCCUCGCAGCGUCACUCGGCGGCCCGUCCACGACGCUACAGCCAGGCAAAACACGCUUGACGAUUCGCUCGACAGCUGCCACCUACGCACAGGCAAGGGCUACCCGUCGCUCAUUCCCAGACAUCGCCAGAGACAUUCUCGGCCAGCGCAUGCGAGCGCACUCGAUAAUACGAGUCGCAGAGUCGUCUUCUGUCUUCCUUCACCCUCGCACUGGCUAGGUUGCUGGACUCCUACGCUCAGCUCAGCGGCCCCGGUCAUGGUGCCCGCGCAACUCGGUCAGAUAGCCUCGUGAAUGACGCUUCCUACCGCACCGACACCCACCGCGCCUUCCUAGGCCUCUUCGUGCCUUCCCGCCGUCAUGUCUUACUACGGAAACGGCCAGAACUACUACAACCCAAACAUCCCUCACUCCAAUGUGGGCGCCCAAGGCCAAUAUCAGGACCCCUACAACCGCCGCACGCCAAGCCAAGAUAAUGGCGAUGCCGCCAAUGGAGCGCCCGCUGGCUACGGGCAUGUCCAGCAGCUCGACAGGCGCAACAGCAUCGCCGCCCGCCAGAACGACGAGCUGUUCAUAGGCGCCAACAGCUCCCCGCAGCUGUCUCAGGGCCCAAUGUCGCCGACCACGGGCGGAUAUGGGGGUAGUUAUGGCUACCAGCGGGGGCAGCAGCAGCAGCAGGCAUACAACCCCCAGAACUACAAUACGCAGCCCAUAGCUCUGCCCAAUCCCCAGCACUACGGCGGCGUGAGCAACCGCACCUUCGCGCCUCCCGUCUCUGUCUCGGCCUCGCACCAGCCCUACAACCCAGCUGCCUACGCUGACAGCAACAUCGCGCCUACCAAUUCCGCGCCGUAUGGCUUUUCGCCUACUUCUCCCACCGCCUCAUACCAUUCGCCUUCGAUAUACCAGAAUUCCCAAUUUGGACGAGCACCCUCUGUCCAGAGUCGCGUGUCAGCUUACUCAACGCCAGCGCCACCACCGCUGCCAGCUCCUCCAGGCAGUGCGCAAUCGGUCGGUGACGACUGGGGCGCCUACCCAAACCGACGACCCUCGAACGCAUCUUCGGGGUAUUACUCCUCGACCGCUUCGCAUGCCCCUCUCCCCUCUCCACCGACCUACGAUACUGGCUAUGGCUCACAGCGCGGUGACAGAUAUACCUCCAUGUCCGGCAAUGCCCUCCCACCUACGCCCGAGGUCCCUCUGCAUGGCUCGCCCCAGCGAACAAACACAGUCUCCUCGCGGCCGCUGCCCCCACCACCCCACGAGUCCGACAGCGACGAAUACUUCUCACCGCAGAACGGGGGCUAUCAAGACGAAUUGUUCAACGACGUUAUGAAUAUGACCGCUGGCGGCGCCCAGGUUCAGCAAACAAACGGCCAGUACUAUAGCGAGUCCUCGGGCAGGAACGGCACAAACGGCGUGCAGCCUGGACGUGAAACUUACGCUAGUGAUGAGAGCGAUGUGGAAGCAGCUGCUGGUCUGGCUGCACUCCAGAUGGCCGAGGAACAAGAGAGAGCAGACGAAGCUCGCAGGGCUAGCGGUGGCACCGGCCUGUUCAGCAACUACACAUCGUUACAUUCUCCUCAGAUGCCCGCCGAACCAAUGCGACAAGAAAGCGCAAGCGACAGCGACUACGUGGGUAUGGACGUUGGUACAUACGGUGGCGGAUUCACGCCGUCUUUCAACUAUGGCGGGGAUCCAAGCCAGCUGGCAGCGGGGGGAAGCCAUACAGCAUCAACCUCAGGCUCGCAACGACGGUCCGACCCUCCCAACGACGACUACGACCCGAUCCAUCCCUUCCCAUCCUUCUCGAGCAAUGCGCGCGUUGACACAUUCGGUACCGGUGGUCUGGAAGAGCCUAGCGCACGCCGGCGGAGCUACGACGAAGGCGAUGAGGUCACACUCAUGGAUAGCGCAUCUACCCUCUCUGGCUCUACACUCAUGGGUCCAUCAGCGGUGAUGCCAGGCGAGCCACCAGACAUGUUCUAUCAUCCGGGCAUAUCGAACCGGCCUCUGCCACCACCACCAGUAAACACCGGCAGGGGUUCAAGAUUGAAUCACCAAAGCAACAGCUCGACUGGAUCCGGGUCGUACGAAUACUGGCGUAACGCUCCAAAUACACAGCGUUCUUACCCGGUGGAUCCAAACGCUAUGCACAUGAUAUCUCCUACUGGAGCUCCCGUUCCCCGCUCGACUUCUCUUCUACAGCACAGCAACGCUCGGGAUGCCAUUCCCUUGCCGCGAUCAAAGACAGACGCCGAACAAGGUCACAGACCUCGAGCUGCUGGCAACCGAAACACCUUCUAUGGCGGUGCCAUGGACAGCGACGGCAACACCCUUACCCCUGGCAGCGCUGAAGCCGUGGCCAUCGAUCUACCUACCAUCCCAGCCGGCAAGCGAUUCAAUCCCGCCAAGCUCUCUAGUAUCGACUUCAAGAAAUGCACUGAGCCUUGGGCACUUAGCUCGAUCAUCUCAUGGCUCAAGAAUAUGACCGAAGGCGAGAACGACCUUAAGGAGGGCCCAAUACAAGAAGGUCUCAUCGCGCUCUUCACUCACAAAGUUCCCACCAUGAACAUUGCGGAUGCCGAGACGCUCAGUAGCCGGGUAGUGUCUGAGAUGUACAAAGCAGGCACACUUGUGCACGAGGAAGAAUGGCUUAGGUUCUCGACCGCAAGCAUGACUGGUGUGAUAUUCCAGCUCACUGGCGCGGGCUGCUAUGCACCUAUGCUGCACACGCAUGCGAGUCCAGGCCGAUGCUACUCGCACCACUGCCAACGGACACUUAAGAAGAUCGAUCUACAUGCCCCCUCCGCUGCACCUCGUUCAGAAGACUGGGCCACGUUCUACAAGUUGAAGAAAGAAGACAUUGAAGGGGCAAACAAGAAGGAAAUCGAACGUCAGAAUAUUCUGCACGAAAUCGUCCAGGGUGAGGACAAAUACAUGAAUCGACUCGAUGUCUUACGACACUUGUACCGCGACAGACUACAGUCUGCUCAGCCACCGGUCAUUUCCCCCAAGAGGGUCAACAGGUUCAUCCACGAUGUUUUCAGCAAGGUAGACGCUGUACGAAAAGCGAACGAAGACCACCUCCUCCCGCAAAUAAAAUACCGCCAACAAGAGCAAGGACCAUGGAUAGUAGGGUUCAGCGACAUCUUCCGCGAGUGGAUCCGAAAAGCAAAACAGGCCUACAUCGAAUACGCAGCAGCUUUUCCAUAUGCAUCCUUCCUUGUUCGACAGGAAGCGGACCGAAACAUACUGUUCCGCACCUUCUUGGAUGAUGCCCAGAAGCACAAACUUUCUGAGAAAUUGGGGUGGGACACUUAUCUGAAGGGCCCCAUCGACAGGCUGCAGCGCUAUGGUCUUCUCAUCGACACGGUAAUCAAAUAUUCGACUGUGGACAAUGAGGAAAAACGAAACCUCCAGAUAGCCAAAGACGAGAUCAAAGCCGUGACUUUGGAGUGCGACAGCCGUGUAGCAGAAAUGGGCCGAAAAGUCAGCCUUACCGACCUGCAGGCCAAACUGAUCCUGCGCCCAGGUAUGCAGCGAGUAGAGCUCAACCUGGAUCACCUGGGACGAGAACUCAUUUUCCGAGGUGAUCUGCAGAGGAUGGGAGGCAGUCGGUUCAACUGGCUUGAGACCCAUGCAUUGCUAUUUGAUCACUACUUGGUACUAGCAAAGACAGUUGCUUUCCGAGAAGCAGACGGCGUCACCAAGUCUGAGAAGUAUGACGUGUCAAGAUUACCGAUUCCCAUGGAUUUACUAGUACUUGAGAGCGAAGACGAUGACCCCGUUGUGCGCUCUACCAUGAAGGGUAUAUCUACCGUCACUACAGUCUCAGGACGAGUCGGUUCUGGGGUCGCCACAAGAAUCAACAACAGCCCUGUACCCGGUGGUCUGCAACACACUAACACCUCCAACUCACUUGGGUCGAACAACACCAGCGGGUCCGGGAAGACUAUGGUCAACGUCGCCUCAAACGAUUCUACAAGAGACGAGAAGAUCUUGUAUCCAUUCCGGGUAAAACACUUGGGCAAGGAGACUUACACUCUGUAUGCACCAUCAGCAUCAAAUCGUGCUGAGUGGUGCGACAAGCUCAUCAUUGCGAAGACACGGCAUGCAGCUGCUCUAUUCGCUCAGAACGCCGAACCUUUCAAGUUGCGUGUCAUGGCUGAUGCGGCCUUCGCAUACGACAGCGCGAUGCCAUCGCAACGAGCUAUAACUAUCAAGGGAACACCGCUCGAUCGCGCAGUCGACGAUGUGGAGAAGCUUUUCGUCAACGUUGGGCGGCCCGUACCCAUCUGCCGCGCCCGAGUAAAUUGUGCAACAGCAUUCAGCCAACCUUAUGGCAAGCACAUGAUAGCCGUCGGUACAGACAUUGGAGUUUAUGUAUCGGAGUUUGAUAACCCCAGAGGCUGGUCUAAGGCAAUCCAAGUACCACGUGUGACGCAGAUAGCCGUCUUGGAACAAUUCAGCUUGAUGCUGCUCAUCUCCGAUAAAGCACUGAUAGCAUACCAUCUCGAUGCCGUAUGCCCAGUAAGCGGCGUGGCUCCCUCAAACGAUUCUACACGGCGAGCACCCCAAAAGCUGUCGGGUGCGCGCGACAUCGGCUUCUUUGCCACUGGCGUAAUGAAAGACAGGACCUUAGUGUUCUACAAAAAGCGCGACGGUAUUUCGUCGACCUUCAAGGUCCUUGAACCUGUCUACCAAAAGUCAACCGAGAAGAAGUCCAGAAUAUGGAAGUCAGGACGCACGGAGUUCUUCCGCGAAUACGACGAAUUUUACAUUCCAGCCGAGUGCUACACAAUCAACCUCUUCCACUCAUCGCUCGCUAUCUCCACAGCCAAAGGCUUUGAGGUGCUCACCCUCGACAAGAAGCAGCCGUGGUCCGUACCGGAUCUGAAGCAAUCCCAUGUUGCCACCAUCGCCUCGCGAUUGCAGAACCAGAAUCCUCUGGGUAUGUUCCGUCUUUCCGAUCAAGAAUUCCUUCUUUGCUACGAAGAGUGCGCCGUGUACAUCAAUAAGAACGGUGACAUUUCACGAUCCGUCAUCAUGGAGUUUGUUGGUAAAGCGAAAUCCGCCGCGAUGUACGGACCCUACGUCCUCCUGUUCGAUCCCGACUUUGUCGAGAUCAGGAACGCACAAAAUGGUCGUCUACGCCAAGUCAUUGCUGGACGCGACGUCAAGUGUCUUGACGACGGACUCAGCGGAGGUUCGAGUCACAACAGGACGGUCAAGUUGAGUUUGCAGCAUCCGCAACACGAGAGGAGCCAGGUUGUCGUUGAGCUUGUGCUUAAUGAAGGGCAGAAGGAGUAAGGAGAGGAUUAUAUACGGAUAUUCGGAUGGUUUGCUGUGCAGCACUAUAAUUUCUACGGCGAUACAACACGCUGCAUGUACAGUGAGCAGGUGGAGUUACGGAGUCAGAACCUUGGGAGGCUGGCUAUGGCUAACGCCCGGGUGUGACGCGAUAAGCUUCGGGCGACUUGGCGCUCUUUUUUGCAUAUUCUUAGGCUAUUGUUCUUGUUCUUGUUCGCGCGAAGGAUACCUGAUUCGUUUUUGUGGAUGUUUUGGUCUUGUGGGUGGCUAGUUGUGCAUGUAUUGAUGACGUCCGUGUGUCGAAACUUGCGGUCGAGCUUAGAUAGUUGAAUAUGGUGAUUACUUUACCAUAGCAUAGAUUUAGCUCUCGACAUACUGCUGCGCAACAUUUUCUCGCUCAACCUUCCUCUCUAUCCGCCGACAACUAGGAUACAUAUCGCGGCGCAGCAUAUUAGCUU